Acaulospora morrowiae is the source of this 759-nucleotide messenger RNA. NCBI's taxonomy places the organism in Eukaryota, Fungi, Glomeromycota, Glomeromycetes, Diversisporales, Acaulosporaceae. The record is from the annotation of a GenBank genome assembly.
AUGGAUAACGUUCAUGUGAGACUUUUUCUUCGUGACAUACACAAAUAUAGUAGUAAAUCAGAAGGUUUUUUCAUGUUUGGAAGGACUUCACUUAGGUUUCUAAAAGUCAGGGUGCACGGAGUUAUAGUCGAAAAAGAUUUGGCCCAACAAAGAAUAGUCAUAGACGACUCAACUGGAACAAUAAACAUAAAUCUAAAACCUGUUUUGCUUAAACGAUUUGAUAUCGCCAGGCUAACAGUCGGCACGCUUGUUGCUGUAAUCGGAGAGCUGAGGGACGAAGACAAACGUUGGGUUGACUGUGAAGGAUAUGAUACCUAUUAUGAACCACAUAGUGAGCUUAUGUUCGCGUUAGAAACGAUGAAAUUCUAUAAAAAUCAUUACUUCAAGGAAUACUACCAAGGAGAAGUCGUAAAACUGCCAACGCGCUCAAUGACCAUUCCGGAUUUCAGUCAAGGUCAAGAGUGGGUUCCAUAUUAUGCAACCAAUAUCGUAAGACCCGAAGUAAUGCUGCAAAGGAACGAUCUGUGUAAUCAGCAAAUAUUAAUGCAAGAUGAUGUCGAAAACCAGAAGGAUUACCGUGGAAAAUACAACAAGAAAGAAGAGAUUUUGAAGGCUCAUGAUAUCAACGACAAUAAUAAGCUGGUGUCUAUGGAAUUUGACAAUGAACAUAAAAAUGUUAAAGUUAUUCGUAAUCGCAUUCUAAAGGAAAAACUUAUUAACAAUGAUGAAAAGGGAACAUCAAUGCGCGACGUCAACAAG